Messenger RNA from Meloidogyne enterolobii, 680 nucleotides. The record is from the annotation of a GenBank genome assembly. Lineage: Eukaryota; Metazoa; Nematoda; Chromadorea; Rhabditida; Meloidogynidae.
UUAGGGGGUAUAUUUUUAAAUUAUUUUUUUAAGGUUGUAAGAUUGCUGGUUUCUGCUACGAUCCAAAAGAAGCUUGUAUUGGCUCCGUUUGCUGUGAAGUACUCAGCGGUGAUCCAAACAAUCCAAAUUAUAACCCGGCCUCACAGCCAGGCGCAAAUCCAGGCAAAAAUUCUGGAAACGUAAAUCCCCAAACUAAUAACCGUCCCAAUACAGGAACUUUUCCUGGCUACUACCCGCCCGGACAACAAUUUCCUCCACAAUCAUAUUAUCCUCCCCAACAGCAGUACAACCAGCCACCUGUUAUUAUUGUCAUCAAUAAUCCUGGAAGUGGUGCUGGUUAUAGCUACAAUAUUCCUCCAAAUUAUGGAACAAGCUAUUUAAUCCCUCCGAAUUACGGCAACCAGCCUUUAACGAACAAUUAUCCUCCAAGCUACAACAAUUUCCCUCCGAAUAAUUAUCCGGUGAAUAAUAGACCUGUGUGUACAGUAGACCAAUCAGCCUGUCAGACAAUGUCUUUAGCUCAAUGCGCCAGUCCUAUAAUUGCUCAAAAUUGUGCGUGUAAAUGCAGUGCCUAUAAUCCAUACAAUAAUUAUGGCUUUAAUAAUGGCUAUGGAGGUUAUGGAAAUAUGCCCAUGUAUGGAAAUAUGCCCAUGUAUGGAAAUAUGCCUGGGGGAAAGUGA